Meleagris gallopavo (turkey) is the source of this 1251-nucleotide messenger RNA. Lineage: Eukaryota; Metazoa; Chordata; Aves; Galliformes; Phasianidae. The record is from RefSeq and is a predicted model, not a curated record.
AGAUGCUCUGCUUUUAUGGUCUAUAAAUCUAAUAAUGUAUUUAAUUACAGGGAAAAGAAAAUGAAAAUUCAGGAUAUUAAGAACAAUAUUAAAGAAGCUAUAGAGACAAUAGUGACAGCAAUGGGCAACUUGGCACCUCCAGUUGAACUAGCCAAUUCAGAGAACCAGUUUCGAAUCGACUACAUCUUAAAUUUAGCUAACCAGAUAGACUUCGAUUUCCCACCGGAGUUUUAUGAACACACAAAAACACUUUGGCAAGACGAUGGUGUGAAAGCCUGCUAUGAGAGAUCUAAUGAAUAUCAGCUGAUUGAUUGUGCACAGUAUUUUCUAGACAAGAUUGAUAUAGUCAAACAAAAUGAGUAUACACCAUCUGACCAGGAUCUUCUCAGAUGCAGAGUUUUGACAUCGGGAAUUUUUGAAACCAAGUUUCAAGUGGACAAAGUAAAUUUUCAUAUGUUUGAUGUUGGAGGGCAACGAGAUGAACGCCGAAAAUGGAUCCAGUGUUUUAAUGAUGUGACUGCUAUCAUAUUUGUGGUGGCCAGCAGUAGCUACAACAUGGUUAUACGAGAGGACAAUCAGACCAAUCGGCUUCAAGAAGCACUAAAUCUCUUCAAGAGUAUCUGGAACAACAGGUGGCUACGGACCAUUUCAGUAAUUCUCUUCCUGAAUAAACAAGAUUUGCUAGCAGAGAAAGUUUUGGCAGGGAAAUCUAAAAUUGAAGACUACUUUCCAGAAUUUGCUCGCUACACUACACCAGAUGAUGCAACACCAGAGCCUGGUGAGGAUCCCAGAGUUACAAGGGCCAAGUAUUUUAUUAGAGACGAGUUUCUUAGAAUCAGCACAGCAAGUGGAGAUGGAAGGCACUAUUGCUAUCCUCACUUCACGUGUGCAGUGGAUACAGAGAACAUCCGGAGGGUUUUCAAUGACUGUCGGGACAUUAUUCAACGCAUGCACCUUCGCCAAUACGAGUUGUUGUGAUGGACAGCACCUUUUUCUGUGUUUUGGACUCCUUAUUCCUUAUUAGAAAAGAAAAAAAACACCCUUGCCCACAAGGGAUGGAAGAGAACUGUUUGAAUCUCCCGUUGAUUUGCACCCCUCAACUUUUUCUCCUUGCUGGACAAUAGCAGCACUUCUAAGCUUGCUUCUUUACCCCUCGGACAGUUUGAGAUGGCCCCUAACACUUAAAGGCCAUUUCCAUGAGGACUCCCUAACACUGUUAUUAACAAAAAAAAAAAAGCAAAAAAAAAAAAA